AUGCGAACAACUGAAAAGGUGCACGAGUUAAUUGAAUCCACAAAACCAAUAUCGUGCCUACGCAAAUCGGCAGCGAAACCAUUAAUUGCGGUUGGGUAUUCGGAUGGAUCCGUUCGAUUGUUUGACAGAAAAAAUGAAGAUGCUGAACCAGUUAUGUUUUCCGGACACAAAAAAGCAGUAAAUUGUAUUGAGUUCAGUGAGGACGGUUUGCUAUUCGCUACUGGAGGAAAAGAUGGUGUUAUUGUUCUUUGGGACAUUGUUGCCGAGCGGGGAAUGUUCCGUCUUUACGGCCAUAAAGAAUCCGUCACACAGAUGAAAUUCGUGAAAGGAGAUCGAUUUAUUAUCUCCUCAUCGAAAGAUUCUUUAAUCAAAUUCUGGAGUAUUGCGAGCCAAUCAUGCUUCUAUACUAUUAUGGACCAUCGCAGUGAGGUUUAUUCUAUGAGCCUUAUCCGAAAUGAGACUAUGCUUGUCACGGCCAGCGCAGAACUUGAAUUAAUGGUUUUUGAGCUUAACUGGAAGAGUGGCGCCACUAUUGAAGAUGAGCAAUCUGAUGAGCCGUCAAAGAAAAAAAUCAUCAAAGAAGAAGAGGAAGAGGAAGAGGAAAAUCACGAUCUUGCGAAUCAAGCGAACCGUUAUGUGGCUUCAAAAGUUCGCGGAAGAGUCAUUAGACAGAGUAAAGGACGCGCUUUGCAAUUGGCUUUAACUUCGGAUGAGAAAUUCUUUAUUUGUGUGGGUGCUGACAAGGUUGCCGAUGUCUAUCGAGUAUUCACCGAUGCCGAAUCUGAAAAGCGAUUGACGAAAAAAUUGAAAAGUGCCAAGCGAAAAGCAACCGAUCAAUCGGUGACAGAAGGCGAUGUCGCAAAAGACGUUACAAUUAUAGUUACUCGAAUCGGUGAAAUUCCAAUGUCUCAUAAAAUUAAAUGGAUUGACGUUGCCGACGGGGUUCGAAAAGAAGAGGAGUCUUUAAACUAUCGGCUAUACGUUCUAUUGACCAACAACACUGUGCACGCUGUGAAAAUGAGCAUCAAUGAAGCGUCAAAUGCUGUUCAUUGCGAUUCCAUUGAGAAUUUAGACAAGCUGGGACACCGAGAGGAUGUUCGUGCUCUUUGUGUUUCAUCGUCGUCCAGUUUACUGGCUUCCGCUGGAGGUGACGAGGUGAUUGUAUGGAGCACACAUUCCCUCCGAACAUCGCUUUGUCUUCGCGAUCCCGAGCUUAGAGAACUCGUAUCGUUGAACUUCGUGCCGGGAGACAAUUAUAUAAUCACCGGCGGCAAGAAUGGAGAAGUCGGCGUGUUUGAGCUUAGCAGUGCGGAGCUUGUCGAAACCCGAAAAGCGCAUACCGGCGCGAUCUGGUCGAUUCAGAAUACCGUUGACGGAGAAGGAUUCAUGACGGCUUCGGCCGACAAGACUGUCAAAUUCUGGAGUUUUGUAUUAGUCACUGAAGGCACCAGAAAGCGGAUAUCAGUGCGCGAAAAUCGAGUUCUUGAAUUGCCUGACGAAGCGCUUGCCGCAUGCUUCUCCAAAGAUGGAAAAUUCUUGAUUGUGGCGCUUCUCAACAACACUUGCUCUGUUUAUUUCGUCGACACCUUGAAGUUCUUCAUUUCCUUGUAUGGGCAUUCACUACCAGUUACCUGUGUAGACACAUCGCCGAAUGGAAAGCUGUGUGUAACGGGAUCGGUUGACAAGUCGGUGAAAAUUUGGGGCCUCGAUUUUGGUGAUUGUCACAAGUCAUUUCAUGCUCAUGACGACACAGUGACUUCGGUUUUAUUCUGCCCGGGAGAGGAAAUGCUGUUUUGGUCGGCGGGAAAAGACGGAAAGAUUAAACAAUGGGAUGCGACCAAAUUUGUUCUUGUGCAAACACUUGAUAGGCAUAGCGCAGAAAUUCGAUGCCUGGCGCAAUUUAAUAAUGGAGCAGUUAUGUUUUCUGCCUCUCACGACAAGUCGAUUCGGUGCUGGGAGAAAACCGAUGAAAUGGUGAUUGUUGAAGAGCGCGAAGAAAUGGAACGAGAAGAGGAAUAUGAGAAGAAGCUUCUUGAUGAAGACGACGUCGUUGCUGGUGAGAAUAACGAGGCUGAAGCUGGUGUGGCGAGUAGCAAAACGGCAUCCAGUGUGAUUUCGGCUGAAAACAUUGUGGAAGCUGUUAAUAUUGCGAGAAAUGAGAAGGUUCAAAGAGAGGAAGAUCCUAAUCAUGAACCUCACCCACUCAUUGGAGCUUACAAUAGUAAAUCAUUGGAUCAUUUUAUUUUAGACGUCAUUGCGAAGUGUAGAUCAAGUGAUUUGGAUCGAGCUUUGCUAUUAGUGCCAUUGUCAUAUGUCAACGACAUUCUUCAAGCGAUUGCGGCUUGCGCCAAGAAAUUAUACAAAGUCGAAUUAUGCACACAUGUGGCUAUUUAUUUAACAAAGAUCCAUUUGAGCCAUAUGAUUUCGUCAGCUGACAAUGUUCCAGUUUAUGAGCUGCUUAAAAAAUCGUUGAAAUCUGGAGUUGAAGAUUUGAGGGAUGUCACUUCGUUUAAUUUUGCCGCUCUUCGAUUGUUGGCACUCGAACUCGAAGAACGGGAUCAGGUUAAAAUGUUCGCCGAAAUUGAUAUUUCCGAUGAUAAAUCGAAGAAGAAGAAAAAGGGCCGAAAAGCGAAUGCAAUGAUACUUUUCGUAUGGUCGCUGGUGUCGUCGGCGAUCGAAGCGGCUCGUAAACGACAAUAUGCGGGAUUCCUGCGCGGAAUGCUGGAGCGUCAACAAGCGGCGCGCACCAUUGACACACUCGUCUGGAAAAAAGCGCGAGCGAAUAGCGGAGAAUAUCGGAGGGAAAACGAAUUGUUGCUGGAUAACGGAUUAAUCAGAGUGUAUUUAGAGAAUUUCGAGACAUUAAAAGCCAGCGAAUGGCGAUUUUGCCCAACAUUGUGGCCAUGCGAUCCAGAUUCGAUAUAUUUCAUGGUGUUUGAUGAUUUCAUGUCAAGAGCUGAAAUGAUCGAGCCGGAAAAUGAGCAACAAUCAUUGGCUCCCGACUAUUUCAAACUCCACGAAAAAUGCGAUCGUCUGGCGGUUCACAAAACCAAAACGCGAGUCUUAUAUGCGUGCUCGUUUGAGAUGUUCGUCGAUGUUGUCGACGCAUUUUCCGAAUCAUUGCUCAUCGAUGAAACAUUCAACGUCACUCAGAUCCUCAGCUUGUUUGCCCCACCUCAUGAGAUUGACAACACGUUGCGUCCCGAUAUGUCCUCAUCAACACUGUCGCUGGCGUCGGCUCAUUCGAAAAAACCGCUUCCCAUUCUUCAGCAUCUCUUCUGGGGAGAUACCACAUUUUCAUUUUCGAAUGGCCGAUAUGGAAGUGUAGGCAAUCUGGACACCGAUGCGGCAUUGUCGCCAAUCAGACACUCCCGCCGACCAAGCUCAUCGUCAACACUUCCAAAUCGCCGCCGCUUUCAUUCGCACAAUCCCGACAAAACGUUUGAGUUUGUUUCAUCUCCGAGGCGCAGUUUAAUCAACGGAUUUGACGAGUCGGCCCCAAUGCCGAGAUAUUUGAAACAAUUGGAAAUUCGCGAUCAGCAUAAUAACAAAAUAACGAGUUCAGAAACAGGAUCAUCGGAAAAUUCGCAAAUUUUUGACGAUAGCGCAAGUAGCACCGGUGACACGCUAAGGUAG
Messenger RNA from Caenorhabditis bovis, 3636 nucleotides. NCBI's taxonomy places the organism in Eukaryota, Metazoa, Nematoda, Chromadorea, Rhabditida, Rhabditidae. The record is from the annotation of a GenBank genome assembly.